AUAGAAUUAAUUAUCAAUAAUUUAGUAGAAAAAUGUGAUCGAACAAUAAUAUUUAUGUAUAAGGAAUAGAUUUUUAUGAUCAGAUCACUUAUAUCAAGUAUUAAUGUCAAACCAACUUGCACUUGAAUUAUUUUUUUAAUCAGAAAGCGUGAGGAUAUGCUAUUCAAUAACUGAUUAUGGUAUCUGUUGUUUGGAGUCAAUCAUUGACCUCUUCGUUGUUAUUAUCCUGUUGUUCUCGGUGGGAUAAAUCGAUAAUUGAAAAUCAAGUGCACAAUACUGCAGAAAGCAAUUGAGAACAGAGCAAUUCGCCGACAUUUUUUUUCAGGAAAUGGAUUCGUGUGUAGUUCAAAGUUGUCCAUCUCCAAUCAGUGGAUCAUCACCAGUAAUAUUCACUCAAUUCAUUCAGACAAUUUUAGCAGCCCAGUGUGGACUUGGAAGAAUCGAUGACUAUCCUCCAGAUCGCACAGCCGAAAUUUCGGAAACUCUUGAAGAUCCAUUUGAUUUCAUAAUUGUUGGUGGCGGAUCAGCUGGAUCAGUUUUGGCAUCAAGAUUGUCCGAAGAACCCAAUUGGAAGGUGUUACUUAUAGAAGCUGGAACGUAUCCUUCAGCUACUAGUGAUAUUCCGGGCCUAUUUUUGGGCCUGCAGAAAACUAAAGAGGACUAUGAUUACCUCGUCGAACCGCAAAGCGAUUUCUGCCUGGGAAUGAUUGACAAGCGCUGCAAAUGGGGGAAAGGGAAAGUUCUGGGUGGGUCUUCGACAAUAAAUGCUAUGUUAUACAUUUAUGGAAAUAAUAAAGACUUUGAUUCGUGGGCAGCGGAAGGUAACCAAGGUUGGGGUUACGAGGACGUCCUUCCUUACUUCAAGAAAUCGGUCAAUUAUCCGCAUGAAGUGAUCCUGAAAUAUGGAGACCGGCAUUACGGAAGUGACGGCCCACUGAGUGUACGUUCUUACAAUUACACCGAGUCGAAUAUUCAGGAUAUUUUUCUACAAGCAGCUAAAGAAAAGGGAGUUCCGACCUUGGAAAUUCUCAACGGAGAUCAUUUUAUAGGGUUUGGCAGAGCGCAUGGAACUCUAAGUGAUGGACGUCGUAAUAAUGCAGCAAAAGCUUUUCUUUCGUCGGCUAAAGAUAGGAAGAAUUUAUUCGUGAUGACUUCCGCGAGGGCGGACCAAAUUUUGAUGGAAAGAAAUCGCGCGUCGGGAGUUAAGGUUACGUUGAAGAACGGAAGAACAGUUGAUUUGAGGACAAAGAAAGAAGUUGUGCUUUCUGCUGGAUCUAUUGCUUCUCCGCAAUUGCUGAUGCUGUCCGGAAUCGGGCCUAAAGAUGAUCUGGAGGCUUUGGGUAUUGAUUGUAAAGCAGAUCUUCCAGUUGGAAAGAAUCUUCAGGACCAUCUAGUUUGGCUGGGAAUCCAGUUGGAGGUCUUGAAUGGUUCCUUGGAUGCUGCUAAUCUUCAAAAUGAAGUCUUUAACUACCUAGCGUUCAGCAAAGGCGGGCUUGCUGGUAUUGGAGGGAUAGAUCUUCUUGGUUUUGUCAAUCUUGAUGAUCCUGCUUCACUUUAUCCAGACAUCCAGUUCCAUAACAUUUUCAUUCCGCAAGGCAACUCUGUAUUGAUGGCCGACUUGGUGAAAGCCAUGGGCUUGAACCAAAAGUUGAGUGACUAUCUAACCAGUUUAUCAAAGAAUACCAGCACUAUCUUCAUGUGUCCUACUUUGUUAAAGCCGAAAAGCGUUGGAGAGAUUAAAUUACGCAGCAAGUCACCCAGUGACCAAGUUAUGAUUUAUUCCAACUAUCUUUGUGAUGAAGAUGAUGCAAGAUUGAUGCUCAAAGCUGUUGAGUUUGUAAAAGACUUUAUCGACACCGAACCUUUCAAAAAAUUAGGUGCUAACUUGAGGCAGGUUGUUAUUCCUGGAUGUGAAAAUUUUAUGUUUGAUAGCUCACAGUACUGGGAGUGCAGUCUUAGGCAUAUGUCCAGCACUAUCUAUCAUCCAGUCGGUACCGCGAGAAUGGGAUCUUCUGAAAAUCCUAAGUCUGUGGUUGAUUCGACGUUGAAGGUUUUAGGAGUUGAGAGUCUUCGAGUUAUAGAUGCAUCGAUCAUGCCGGAUGUUACCAGCGGGAACACCAAUGCUCCUACGAUGAUGAUCGCGGAAAAGGGAGCUGAUUUGAUCAAGGACUACUGGCUCAAUAGAAGCUGAGUUGAAGCUUUAAUUUUAGAAAUCUGUCAUCAAUCGAUUGUACACUGAAUUAAUAUGUUUUAAAAUAAUUUUGAUCGAUGAAAUAAAUUUUUUUAAGAGUAAAUAUUUG
Molecule: messenger RNA, 2300 nt
Organism: Cotesia glomerata
Lineage: Eukaryota; Metazoa; Arthropoda; Insecta; Hymenoptera; Braconidae
Product: glucose dehydrogenase [FAD, quinone]-like
Exons: 2
Coding region: 329-2191 (620 amino acids)
Molecular function (GO): ecdysone oxidase activity; flavin adenine dinucleotide binding
Source: RefSeq, a predicted model, not a curated record